GACGCAGAGUCCGCGCACCGGCCACCGAGGCGGCCACCCGAGACGCGGCGCGCACGCUCCGGCCCGCGCCCGGUCAGGCCAUGGCGGCCCCCCGCCCUCCUCCCGCGAUCUCCGUCUCGGUCUCGGCUCCGGCUUUUUACGCGCCGCAGAAGAAGUUCGGCCCGGUGGUGGCCCCAAAGCCCAAAGUGAACCCUUUCCGGCCCGGGGACAGCGAGCCUCCUCCGGCAGCCGGGGCCCAGCGCGCACAGAUCGGCCGGGUGGGCGAGAUCCCCCCGCCGCCCCCGGAAGACUUUCCCUUACCUCCUCCUCCCCUCCUUGGGGAUGGCGACGACGCGGAGGGAGCUCUGGGAGGUGCCUUCCCACCUCCCCCUCCCCCGAUCGAGGAAGGCUUUCCCCCUGCGCCUCUGGAGGAGGAGAUCUUCCCAUCCCCGCCGCCUCCCCUGGAGGAGGAGGGAGGGCCUGAAGCCCCUAUACCGCUCCCACCACAGCCCAGGGAGAAGGUGAGCAGUAUUGACUUGGAGAUCGACUCUCUGUCCUCACUGCUGGAUGACAUGACCAAGAAUGAUCCCUUCAAAGCCCGGGUGUCAUCCGGAUAUGUACCCCCACCAGUUGCCACUCCAUUUAUUUCCAAGUCCAGUACUAAACCUGCAUCUGGGGGCACAGCACCCCUGCCUCCUUGGAAGGCCCCUUCUAGCUCCCAGGCUCACUCCCAGGCUCAGUCUCAGCCUCCGAGCCACACACAGUUCCAUGUCCAGCCCCAGGCCCAGCCCCAGGCCAAGUCUCAAGGCCAGCUCCACGUCCAGUCCCAGCCCCAGGCCCAUCUCCAGCCUGUGUCUUUGGCUAACACCCAGCCCCGAGGUCCUCCAGCCCCAUCUCCACCUGCAGCCCCUAAGUUUUCUACAGUGACAACCAAGUUUACUCCUGUGGCUUCCAAGUUCAGCCCUGGAGCUCCAGGUGGACCUGGGUCACAGCCCAAUCAAAAAUUGGGGUUCCCGGAAGCUCCUUCUUCCACUGGCACAGGCUCCCCUCAACCCCCCAGCUUUACCUAUGCUCAGCAGAGGGAGAAGCCCCGAGUGCAGGAGAAGCAGCACCCAGUGCCCCCACCGGCUCAAAACCAAAACCAGGUGCGCUCCCCUGGGGCCCCAGGUCCCCUGACUCUGAAGGAGGUGGAGGAGCUGGAGCAGCUGACCCAGCAGCUGAUGCAGGACAUGGAGCAUCCUCAGAGGCAGAACGUGUCUGUCAACGAGUCCUGUGGCCGGUGCCAUCAGCCCCUGGCCCGUGCGCAGCCUGCAGUCCGCGCACUGGGGCAGCUGUUCCACAUCACCUGCUUCACCUGCCACCAGUGUGAGCAGCAGCUGCAGGGACAGCAGUUCUACAGCCUGGAGGGGGCACCGUACUGUGAGGGCUGCUACACCGACACCCUAGAGAAGUGCAACACCUGUGGGCAGCCCAUCACUGACCGCAUGCUGAGGGCCACGGGCAAAGCCUACCACCCGCAGUGCUUCACCUGUGUGGUCUGCGCCUGCCCCCUGGAGGGCACCUCCUUCAUUGUGGACCAGGCCAACCGGCCCCACUGCGUCCCUGACUACCACAAGCAGUAUGCGCCGAGGUGCUCCGUCUGCGCAGAGCCCAUCAUGCCUGAACCUGGCCGCGAUGAGACUGUGCGAGUGGUCGCACUGGACAAGAACUUCCACAUGAAGUGCUACAAGUGUGAGGACUGUGGGAAGCCACUGUCGAUUGAGGCAGAUGAUAAUGGCUGCUUCCCCCUGGAUGGUCACGUGCUUUGUCGGAAAUGCCACACUGCUAGAACCCAGACCUGAGUGAGGACCUGCCUCCUUCCAGACUGCAAGGCCCUUCCCCAUCACGGACCACCCGCACUGAGAUCAAUCUUCCACCUGCCCACCCAGCUCAGUUACUAUUUGGAUGUCCAGCCCCUCCUCCAUUCCAAACCCCACCCUGGGGUUCCAAGGGCCCUGACCAGGGCACUAAUAGCCCAGGGAUGCGGAGUCCUGUCCCUGGGUUCUAGCCCUCGCCCGUCCUGCAGGGGUCGCCCACCUGGGGGGCACCAGUUUAGUGCUGCCGCUUUCACUGCUGUGCCGACGCCUUGGCUGGCCCCAAGCAGCCUUUGUAUUCUGCUUGCUGAGACUGGGAGAUACCCUGGCUGUCUGGGAGCCUGGGCUGACUGGUCUGGACAUUCCCACCCUCCCCCAUGUUGCCAGGUUAUGGCUACAGCUGCAAAUAAAAAAACCUUGUUUUCCAGAA
Galeopterus variegatus (Sunda flying lemur) is the source of this 2262-nucleotide messenger RNA. It is a transcript of the gene ZYX, whose product is annotated as zyxin. The record is from RefSeq and is a predicted model, not a curated record. Bases 81 to 1820 code for a protein of 579 amino acids. Gene Ontology annotation, biological process: transforming growth factor beta receptor signaling pathway; integrin-mediated signaling pathway. NCBI's taxonomy places the organism in Eukaryota, Metazoa, Chordata, Mammalia, Dermoptera, Cynocephalidae. The transcript has 11 exons.